UCUUCUUCUUCUUCUUCUUCUUUGCCUUUCCUGCUCAUCCCAUUAAUAUUCUGUUCAAUUCAUAAACAAUCAAAACAGAGGCCAUCAUUCAUUUUAUUUAGUGUGUAAAAGUACACAAAAAUAAUGGCCCUCAUUUACUAUUUCUGAAAGCUACUGAUAUCAUAUCUCAAAUAAAAAGCUCCCUGCUCUUUCUUCAUAUAUCUUCCCAUCUUCGAUUCAAUUUCAUCUCAUAAAAAAUUUUGAAGGCCAGUUUUGUUAGACAUUUUGAGAUAAUUGAGAGUGGAAUUUUAUCAUGGGGAAAACCGGCCGGUGGUUGAGAAACUUCCUCACCGGAAAAAAAGAUAUUAAGGAAAAGGAAAAGGAGAAAGAAAACCAAAAUUCAGAUACCAAUAAUGGCUACGACCACCGUCCGACGACCCCCGUCUCGUCUGCGCAGCCGACCACGCCCAAGGAGAAGCGGCGGUGGAGCUUUCGCCGGUCGUCCGCCGCUGCGACGGGCCGCCCUGAGAUGAUUCCGGCGGACGGCGCUCACGGAAGCGACAAUGGGACGGAGAGCGGCUCGAGAAAGCACGCCCUGGCGGUGGCUGUGGCCACCGCGGCGGCCGCGGACGCGGCGGCGGCGGCGGCGAAGGCGGCCGCGGCCGUGAUUCAGCUGGCGGCCGAGUGCGGCAGGGAUGGGGCUGUGGAGGAAGCCGCGGCUGUGAAGAUCCAGUCCGUUUUCCGCUCCUAUUUGAUUGUGGAGAUGGACCUAGGUGAAAACAGGCCCAUUGCCAAAGCCCGAAACAGCUACUCAAACCACAAUACUCAGGGAGAACCGUGGCCAAGCAAGUAUGAGGUCUCGCCAUCCCCAUCGUCAUGCAGCAACUAUUUGGAGGAUUUUUCCCGUGCACCGCCGCUAAGGUCAGAGUAUGCAGAGUCCCUUUGUGGGGAGUACCCGAGCUACAUGGCCAACACGGAGUCGUCUCGGGCCAAGGCCCGUUCCCACAGCGCGCCCAAACAGAGGCCCGCGGCAGUUGAGGCAUACGAGCGCAACCCGAGCAGUCGGCGUCGGCCGUCCAUUGAGGGGAGGAAUGUGCCGAGGGCAGUUCGGAUGCAGAGGUCGUCGUCUCAUGUAGGGUCUGCGGCGCAGAAUUAUCAGUAUCCGUGGUGCAUGAAGCUCGACCGCUCGGCUGUUUCCCUUAAGGAUAGCGACUGCGGCUCGACUAGCACCGUGCUUACCAAUACGAACUAUUGUGCAAGGAGCUAGGUACUAGUUUCAUGUGGUUGAUGAAUGAAUAAAUAUAUCAGAUAAACCCACAGUUGGGAAGAGACAAGGAACCAUUUUUAUUGGUGUUUUUUGUGAUUAUUAUUAUU
This is a messenger RNA of Striga asiatica, 1353 nucleotides long. The record is from the annotation of a GenBank genome assembly. NCBI's taxonomy places the organism in Eukaryota, Viridiplantae, Streptophyta, Magnoliopsida, Lamiales, Orobanchaceae.